This is a messenger RNA of Endocarpon pusillum Z07020, 1125 nucleotides long. RefSeq lists its product as uncharacterized. The record is from RefSeq and is a predicted model, not a curated record. Bases 1 to 1125 code for a protein of 374 amino acids. The transcript has a single exon. NCBI's taxonomy places the organism in Eukaryota, Fungi, Ascomycota, Eurotiomycetes, Verrucariales, Verrucariaceae.
AUGGACUUCCGUUGUGUUUGUGGAACUCACUUCUCCGGAUUUCGGCGAUACUCCAUUCUGAAGCAAAUGAGCCAGGCACCUUCCGUUUUUGCUCGGCUUCUUUUCAAAUUGGGCAAGACUCUCAGUACGUUCUCAAGGAGGGUACAUUAUCAUGAGAAGGAGCUCGGAGAAUCCUUUCAUGCUUUUCGCGAACAAAUCCGACCCAAUCCUCUUGCUGCUAAUCAGAACAAAGCUCUAGUGGCCUCCCGAGCACAACAGCUUCUACGUUUGUCGGAUAGUAUUGACGACUUCAAACCCACCGCCAUUGCCUUUGAACAGUCUAUCAGGUGGAUGCAGACUACCCUUCCCACAACUUUGCUCAGCAUUACAGAACACAACAUCUGUCCCGUCUUCUCACUACGCCUGACCAUCCUUCAGCGACGAGCAAGAAAUGCCUGGACCCUAGACUGUCUACGGGUUUCCAGCUAUCUUGUAGGUUUGGAGGACCCCUCACUCGAAGUUCAGCGUAUGGGUGAACUACUUCGGAUUCGUGCAAGCAAGGAAUGUUGGAAGGGUAUUGCCGAGUGUAACACCGCUGUGGAAAAGGCAAUCACCGCUAAAACACCUGCUAUCGAAGUCGAACUCCGCCUACAACAGGUCCAACUCAGCCAUCUAUUGGACAUCGCCCUUGCCCUUGGGCGUGGUAGCGCUCAGCUUGAUACGUUGUUGCCCACCAUGACACCAGAACCUGCUUCUGAAAGCGUUCAGAAAACGGUACACAUCUGCAGACGCUUUCCCGAUACGGCUGGGAAGUUCGGUGGGCUGGUCAGCAAAUUCGUCAAGUUUGCAAGUGAACAGCGGUAUGACAAGGACGACACACUGCAAAGAUGCACAUCCCAACUGGCAUCGUUGCCUCAGUCGUGCACAUAUGAAACGCGGAAAACGGAGUUGACGUGGGGUGAAUGUGUUGGAGGAUCUGUUGCCGUGUGUGAGCUUGGAGGACACCCUUACAGCUCGGAGAUGUCCGGCUGUCCAGAAUGUAGGAGGAUCAAGGAGGUAGAGCGGGUCGAGGAAGAGGCCAGAAAGGCGGGAGAAUGUUUGUUCGAGGAGCGGUUUUUGCAGGCCAUGAAAGGUUUGGCAAAAUGA